Messenger RNA from Adineta ricciae, 990 nucleotides. Lineage: Eukaryota; Metazoa; Rotifera; Eurotatoria; Adinetida; Adinetidae. The record is from the annotation of a GenBank genome assembly.
AUGGCUGAUGUAGACGAUAUUCAAUUCGAUCUCAAUGCAAAUGGUGACCAGUCUGUUGACGUAAUCGAGAAUUGCCCAUCGCCGCCGCCUCCAUUCCAUCGAAAAGUAGUCGAACCAGAUAUAAUUGUUGAACCUCCGAUAACAUUUGUCGAUCACGAACAUGUAAUUCCGCUGAAGAAUAUUGUUCCAUUUGAUAAUAUAUUUUUCAACGAUGCAAAAACUUAUCUCUUCGAAACCACUUCAAAUUCUGCAACGAAUUUGAAUGAAUCAGUGAACAAAUCUUCUCGAAAUGUUUUUCAACGUUUUCUAAAUUUCUUUCGCUUCUCAAUGCUUUCUCAACAAAAUAUCGAAUUCAAUCAGCAAUGUGAACAAUUGCUACAAUUGACUAAAUACCCAUGUAAUAUGACAGAUCGCAUUCACAUACGAAUUCUCUUUACGAUCUAUCGUCGAUUGACUCAUUCGAAAGAAAUCUUUUACAGUACAUUGGGUCCACACUGGGAAGAAAUUGGCUUCCAGUCGAUAAAUCCGGAAACUGAUUUUCGUUCUACCGGCCUUUUCUCCAUAUUUUUUCUUCUGUAUUUCGUCGAUUCAAUGUACUUACCAUUAGCAAAGACGAUCUAUUUACUUUCAUUGGACCAGGUUCAAGAAUUUCCUUUUUGUUGUAUUGGAAUCAACUUAGCCAAUAUCUUAAUCAAAUAUCUCCGACAAACGAAUACAUCUCGUGCACAUUUACAUAAAUUGCUCAACGAAAACACGGCUAUCGAUAUUGUAGGCAAAUUAUUCAUUGCCCUCUAUCUCAAUUUCUAUUUAAAAUGGAGAGAUAAUGGUUACACCAUCACAAACACUCAGCAAGUGUUGACUGAAUUGGAAAAGAUCCUGCACAAUCAACCGAGAAUGCUACUUCAGGAGUUCGAUGAUUAUUUUCAUAAGCGACAAGAACACCGUGCACAGCAGUAUGAACUCAGACAGACGCAAGAUAAUUUGAUUUAA